AUGGGUAUUCAAAUUGCUUCUAAAGCACCAAGAGUGUCACAUUUGCUCUAUGCGGAUGAUAUACUAAUUUUUUCUGAAGCCAACUUGAAGAAGAUCAAGAAAAUCAAAAAGACUUUGAACAACUAUUGCAAAUGGACCGGACAAAGGGUUAAUUUCAAGAAAUCUAUGAUGGUGUUUGGCAAAACAGUGAAUCAAAGGAGAAAGAAAGAAAUUGAAAAUGCCUUAAAAUUCAGUUCUGCUAUAGAAAUGAAUUAUCUUGCUAUUAAGCUUACGUUAAGGAGGAUGGUAAGCUCUGAUUAUAAUAAACUGAUGGAAGUUGCUUUAAAUAAGCUGAAUAUAAGGGGAAAGAAUUUUAUCUCAUUGGAAGGUAAAAUGGUCUUAUUGAAAUCAGCUUUCUUAUCUCUUCCAAUUUUCCUAUCAACUCUUUCCUUGGUGCCUUUGGGGAUCUUAAAGGAGUUUGACAAGAUGUGUAGAGAUUUCUUAUGGAAUAAGAAGAAUGGGAAUUUGGGUUUGCAUUCUGCCUCUUGGAAGGAGCUUUGUAAACCAAAACAAAAAGGAGGAAGAGGUCUCUUUUCAGCGGUUGAAAAAGUGGGUCAUCUUAGAGCCAAGUUUGCUUGGAAAUUCUAUAUGAAACCGGAAUCAUUACUCAUUUGCAUCCUUAAAGCAAAAUAUGGAGAUGAUUUAUGGAAGAAUAUGGAAACAAAAGGAAGUUCUUCUACUUGGAGAAUAAUUUGUAAUGGAGCUAAAUUUUUUAUUAACAUUGUAAGAUGGAAAAUCUGCAAUGGGAUUUCUAUUAACUGGUUGAAGGAUGCUUGGAUAUUGGAUAGGAAUAUAUCCAAAUGUCCUACUUUUGUUAGUAACAUGGAGAUUAACAACUACAAACUGGAAUUCUUUUUGAAGGAUGGAGAAUGGAACCUGGAACACCUUCAAAUGUUCUUUGGAAAAGAAUUAAUUGAUCUCAUAUUAAAAAUUCCAAUCUUUAUAAAUCAAGGAGCGGAUCAAAUUGACUUGAAGAAGAAAGCUUCUGGUUGUUCAGUAGCAGCUAUCUCUCAGGCUUAUUUUUAUAAAGAAGAUGCAAACUGUGAAUUGUGGAAGAGGUUAAAGAAUGUUAAGCUUAGACCAAAUGUUGUGUUGUUUUGGUGGAGAAUGUACAAGAAUGCCAUCCCAAGCUUCACUUUCUUAUUUUACAGAAAGAUUACUUCCUUCACGGGUUGUCCAAGAGGAUGUAAAAAAGAUGAAGAUAAUAAUCACAUUGCUGGAGAAUGUGAUAAACUGAAGAAGGUUAUCUUUUGGCUCAACAAAUGGGGAAUUAAAGUUCCACAAUUUGUUUGCUUUCAUGAUUGUUUAAAAGAAUUGGAGAGAAUGUCUUAUAAGAAUCCAUUGGUGGUUAACAUCUAUUGUAAUGAAGUCUUUCUUGUAUGA
Dendrobium catenatum is the source of this 1422-nucleotide messenger RNA. RefSeq lists its product as uncharacterized. The transcript has a single exon. The coding region runs from base 1 to 1422 and encodes 473 amino acids. Lineage: Eukaryota; Viridiplantae; Streptophyta; Magnoliopsida; Asparagales; Orchidaceae. The record is from RefSeq and is a predicted model, not a curated record.